AUGAAUCCAACGGGUCCGGUCCGGCCUCGAAUCGUCAUCCACGGCGGAGCAGGAAACUUAAACCGCAACAACCUCUCACCACCAUCCCGCCAUGCAUACCUAACAUCUCUCUCCCGGAUCCUCUCCACAGUCCAUCCACAACUCCUAUCAGGCCAACUAUCGGCCCUCGAUGCCGCCGUCCUGGCCGUUCAACUGUUAGAAAAUGAUCCACUCUUCAAUGCGGGCAAAGGUGCGGUAUUUACCCUGGAUGGCACCAAUGAACUAGAAGCAUCGGUGAUGGUUUCGAGAGGACAACACAAACGAUUUGCCAGCGGGAUUCUCCUGAAGCAUGUUAAGAACCCAGUGUUAUUCGCCAAAGAGUUGCUGCUGAGAGACGAUCCAUCAGUCGAGAGAGGUAGACAACAUAACUGUCUAAGUGGAGAGUAUGCUGAGAAAUUGGCUGAGAAGUGGGGCUUGGAGAUUGUUGAUCAGAAGUACUUCUUCACGGAGACAAGGUGGAGGCAGCAUUUGAAGGACUUGGAGAGAGGGAAAGCUGAUGGAGAGAAAGUGUUUGCUGAGAUGUAUAUCGGAGCGGGCGAUGAUUAUGAUUAUGGUGAUAAAGAGGAGGAAAGAAAGGGAGGAGAGAAAGAAGAGGAGCCGCUCAUCCAGCUGGAUGAGUAUCUACCUAAGGGAACGGUCGGAUGCGUAGCUCUCGAUAGCAAUGGAGUCAUCGCUGCUGCCACAUCAACGGGGGGUCUCACCAACAAGGUCCCCGGAAGGAUCGGAGAUACUCCCACACCGGGAGCCGGUUUUUGGGCCGAAGAGUGGGAGGUCUGGAAGCACCAACCCCGUGCCGAGAGUCUUCUAGCGGCAUGUCUUCCGUUCGCUUCCACCCCAAUCAAAUCAAGAAGGCAUCAUAGAGCUGUCGGUCUCUCUGGUACUGGCAAUGGUGAUUAUUUCUUACGACUAGCUGCCUGCCACAACAUAGCUAGUAGGUGUCGGUUUGGUGGUAAGUCUCUAAAGCAAGCUGCAAGGGAAGUUUGUGGCCGCGGUGGCGAGAUGGAAGAGGCAGGGGAGGGGAGGAAUAAUGCCGAUGGAGCUGUCAUCGGUAUUGACGAGGAGGGGGGCGUCAUCAUGGAGAUGAAUUGUGGAGGCUGUUUCCGUGGGACCGUGGAUCUUGAGGGCAGAGUGCUAGUCGCUGCCUAUGCUGAUGAGCCUUUGGAGCAGUGGGGAACCGUCAAACUGUAG
This is a messenger RNA of Orbilia oligospora ATCC 24927, 1227 nucleotides long. RefSeq lists its product as uncharacterized. NCBI's taxonomy places the organism in Eukaryota, Fungi, Ascomycota, Orbiliomycetes, Orbiliales, Orbiliaceae. The transcript is spliced from 3 exons. The record is from RefSeq and is a predicted model, not a curated record. Gene Ontology annotation, molecular function: hydrolase activity. The coding region runs from base 1 to 1227 and encodes 408 amino acids.